AUGAUCGAUGCUGGUUGUACAUGGGGACAAAGGACUGACAUGUUGUGCGUUGUUUUUGCGAUCUUGGAGGCUAACCACGAUCCUUUGGACAUAAGCAAUGAUGUUAAAUUUGCUUGGAAGAUUCAGAGAGACAUGGCCGAGAGAGGACACAGUCUUGAAAGUAUCAAAGCAAGUAUUGAAGCUCGAAAACCCGACUUCGAUGCUUACAUUGACCCACAAAAGCAAUAUGCAGAUGCAGUUAUAGAAGUAUUACCUACCCAACUAAUCCCAGAUGACAAUGGGGGAAAAGUUUUAAGAGUUAGACUUAUAAUGAAAGAAGGCAUAAAGAAUUUCAAUCCAGUCUAUCUCUUUGAUGAAGGCUCCACCAUUUCAUGGAUUCCAUGUGGAAGAAAACUCACUUGUUCUUACCCAGGCAUCAAAUUCACAUAUGGACCCGACACUUACUUUGGCCAAGAGGUAUCUGUGUUGGAGAUGGAUGGUCAGUUUGAUAGAUUAGAUGAACUAAUCUAUGUUGAGAGUCAUUUGAGCAAUUUGUCAUCAAAGUUCUAUGGAGAAGUUACUCAACAAAUGCUGAAACAUGCUGAUUUUCCGGGAAGUAACAAUGGAACUGGAUUUUUUCAGACUAUUGUUGGUUUGAAGAUCAGAGAUCUUUAUGAACAAAUUGUUGCUAGUAGAGCUUCUGCUCCUGUUGAAGCUAAAGCUUGAGGAAGGAGGAUGAGAAGAAAGCAGAAUUUCCCAUCACUUUUUUUGCUUUUUCUUGUUCAGAAUUAUAUUCUCUUAAUUUCAUCUUUUCAUAGAAACUCUUUGAUCAGCUUGUAUCUAUUUGCUGUUGUUAUUAAGACAUAAUGUAAUAUAUGAGAAUACAAAAAAUAAUAAUUCCUAUUUUUCUUCUAUUU
This is a messenger RNA of Impatiens glandulifera, 896 nucleotides long. RefSeq names its product phosphoribulokinase, chloroplastic-like. Bases 1 to 705 code for a protein of 234 amino acids. The transcript has 6 exons. The record is from RefSeq and is a predicted model, not a curated record. Gene Ontology annotation, molecular function: ATP binding; phosphoribulokinase activity. Gene Ontology annotation, biological process: carbohydrate metabolic process. NCBI's taxonomy places the organism in Eukaryota, Viridiplantae, Streptophyta, Magnoliopsida, Ericales, Balsaminaceae.